Messenger RNA from Equus caballus (horse), 3298 nucleotides. RefSeq names its product chromosome 28 C12orf50 homolog (gene ZC3H11D). The record is from RefSeq and is a predicted model, not a curated record. Lineage: Eukaryota; Metazoa; Chordata; Mammalia; Perissodactyla; Equidae. Gene Ontology annotation, molecular function: metal ion binding. Gene Ontology annotation, biological process: poly(A)+ mRNA export from nucleus.
AAACACCUGGGACCAAAAAAAAAAAAAAAACCGUUUGGAUUACGCUUCAUUGUGCAGCAAUAUUGUCGAAAUUGGUUCUCGUGUUCUUUCUGGAGUGAGUGCAAAGUCGAGCUUUAGAAUAAACCAAAGCCUGAUGAAUACUGCCAACCAUAUUUUAAUGUCAAUUUUUUUCAUCGGAAUCUUAUUAUCUUAAAUAUGAGCUCCUGCAGUGUCCAAAUGGCUUAAGUAGUUGUAGUCAAUCAACUGCGGCUUUAUUUGACUUACUGCUCGAAAGAAUAUUGGAGGGUCAGUGAUAAGACAAUGACUGCAUAAAGUAAAAAAUAUUUAGUAAUACUAGCCUUUCUAUCUCAUUGAAGUUAGUAGUCCUCGCUAGCGGAGUUUUGACUACCGCCAUUUUUUAUGUGCAUGGACAAGGCCCAGGUCUCAGUUCUAUAACUGUCUUAUCUGCAAGUAUGAUACUGUCCAGCAUUUUCCUGACUUAGCCCUUGGAAAAUAAAAUAACUAUGUCUAACUUGGAGGUAUCUAUAUAUAAAGGGGUUCCCAAGAAUAAAAUAUCCCUAAAAAGAAUUCACUGUUUUCUGAUUACUGGAUUCAGAGGGGCCGGAGAGAUGCAGAGAUUUGCCAUGUCAAAGUAUUUACUUUCUCUUUUGCUAUCUUUCAUUUUAUCAUAGGAAAAUACAAAAAGGCCAAAAAAAAGUUUUAAGGGGAAUAAAGUACCUGAUGCCAGCUGUGAGAUAUUGGGACUGAAAACAGCAUUUUAGAGUCAAGCACCAGUGACUUUUUGUUCCUCCAGAGGAAUCCUAAAAAGCAGGUUUUUUCACGGGUCUCAAGGGGACAACAAUUAAAUAACCCUCACAACUAUCAACUGUCAUUUUCCAAACUGCCACAGAAUCUUCCAGGUCCAAAAUUCUGUCAUUUCUUAAAAAGGAUCAUCUUCCAAAACAUUCCACUUGCUGUUUGAAUAGUAGCAGCGAGGCUAACCAUUCCUCAGGAAGCACUCUUUAUUUCCAGUGCUUUGGUUUCAUCAAUGUUUGGAGCAAAGCCUCUAGCAGAAACAGUGGAGUCCAAGCCAGGAGAGCCGCAGGUCCAAUUCACAGCUAUAAACUGGACUCCUGCUUUGAUAGGUAGCAGCCAGCAGCUUUGCCUGAUUGUCAUAAACCUGAAGAACCAGGAGGAUUUACUACUAGUCCCUGUACUUAAAGUGCUGUUGUUGAAUUACAAGCUGGAAGAAGGACUUUCUUCUCUGAUUGAUGUGCUUGUGUUCUAGCAUGCCCCAAAGAUGCAAGACACUCAAUGGGAGUCUACCUUGGCCAACAGAAAAUACCUACAGAAUUUUCAGGCUUACCCUCCAGCUGCAGAGGCGAAUUUCCCAUACUCUUCAUUACAGGGAGUAAAAAUCCUCAUGGGUGUGGUCAUACCUUUCCCUGAAAGACUAGACUGAAUUUCACAACAGGAAAGAAGUGAAUAAAGAAAGGAAAAGAAAAGAGAGUUUAAAAAAAAAAAAAAGGAAGAAGAAGAAGAAAUUAGUUCUCCAGGCAUUCCAAAGACUACCAAAAUAUACAAUCUAUUUACUGUUCUUUGCAAUGACCCCCUCCCCCCCGAAAAAUCCCCAUUUUGGUUUGACCUGUUUUUGUUGUGUCUAAUGGACUCACAAUGAACUUUAAGAGGAAUCAGAGUACUUCAUUUUGCUUUCAACAAAUCCUCAAAAUUUGCGAACACUCUGGAACCUUUCUGCUAUAGGAAGCAGCUAUUCCUCCUUUUAUGACGGAUGAAAAAUGAAUGAAAUAUAUCUACAAGAUGAAUAAGUAGUCUGAUUUAUUUCCAGGUACCAAUUAAAAUAUCACAAUCUGAAUGACAGUGGAUAUCAGGUUCCCAGUGCCGAUUCCGACACUGUGAAGAGGCCCUUGGCAGUGACACUGUGUGCUCAUUAUGGAGAGAGGGAAAAUGUUUAGAUCCACUUUGCAGAUUUAGACACAUGGAAAUGCAGCAAAACUGCAGCAUUUCAUGCUUCUGGGAAACUCAGCCUCUUGGUUGCGUGAAGAUCAGUUGUAUCUUUUAUCACAGCAAACCUCGAAAUAUCAAUGGAUUAUUUUUACCACCAAGUAGCAAUAUCACUCUACAAAAGGAAACUCAGGAAGGAAUUCCACCCCCCACCCAGAGUCAGGAAGCCCUGAAAUCUCAGGAGAAUAUAUCACGACCCAUUCACCAUCCUUUAGUUUUAAAAACUAACUUUGAAGAAGAAGAGGAGGAAGGAGACGAACAAAAUGAUUAUUUGGCUUUGGGACAAUUUAAUUUAAAAAAAAUAUAUCCUAUAGAUGCUUCUGGUUUAUGGACAAAGACUUCUGAAGAAAUUGAAGAAAAAAGAGCAAUAAAGGAGAUAUGUUAUAAAUCUGGUGACUACUACAGAUUUCAUACUCCUCCAGAUAAGUCAUCAUCAAAAAGCAUAGCCUCCACGGCGGAAAAAGAGUUAGAAAAGCCUUUGGAAAAUGGCAGUGAAUUGCAAGAAGGGGAUGGUCUUACAGUUCCGACAAAAUUUAGCCUAUAUGAAAGGCAAGGUGAGAUAAAAGCAUCAUUGGAUAGGAAACCAAGGACUGACAUUGCUGCUUUCGAAAAUGGAGGAGGUGACUGUUAUGUUCCACAGAGGAUUAUAUUUCUUGGAGUAGAUGAAAAUGAAGCUUUAAAUGAAGAGAAAGAAAUCACCAUGUCAACAUGUUCAAAUACUAAAGAUAACAAGGACAAUUCUCAUCCAAAGCGUUCCCUAACCACCCGACUAGUACCUACAAUGCAUGUAUUAAAUGCUACUGAGAAUAUCAGUAUGAAGUGCAAAGAGGAUCCCUCUUCAAUGAACGACGUGCAGCCAGUGAAGAAGCCUCAUUUUAAAGGGGUGAAAAAAAGAAAAUGGAUUUAUAAUGAACCAAAGAACUUUCCUGGCCCAGGAAUACGGAGAGCAGUACAGACCCCAAAUCCCCAAAAUAAAAUGAGUUACCAUCACAAUAAUAAAAAUAGAAAUGCUGAGAAUGCAUCCUAUAUCCAUGUUCAGAGAGAUGCCGUCAGGACUGUCUCAUUGAAUGCACCUCCCUGCAGCAGGCCCAGAAAUGGGUCCUACAAUAAAGUCGAUGUUACCAAGGAACCCAAACUCAACCUCUGUCCAGAUAAAUAUAUGUCAACAUCAUAUAAUGGUACAGGCUGGCGAAAAAGAAUUCCUUUUUCAAAGACAUAUUCAAAAACUGAAAAGAUAUAUACAGAGCCAAGAAGAAAUGGGAGCAAGUAAACCUGGAGGUUGAGAGAAGAGAAAAAU